Frieseomelitta varia is the source of this 616-nucleotide messenger RNA. Its product is annotated as cysteine-rich protein 1-like. The transcript is spliced from 3 exons. The record is from RefSeq and is a predicted model, not a curated record. Lineage: Eukaryota; Metazoa; Arthropoda; Insecta; Hymenoptera; Apidae. Bases 115 to 351 code for a protein of 78 amino acids.
AUCGCGUUACCUUGCAGAACGUACGGGCCCAGUACGCGCUUGACCACGCUGUUGAGUGGAUCCUGUUCGACGCUUCCGUAGUUGUUCCAACGAGAGCCAGACCAGAGUUCCAUCAUGCCCAACUGUCCGAAGUGCGACAAGCCUGUCUAUUUCGCCGAAAGAAAGACCUCGUUGGGAAAGGACUGGCACGGUUCCUGUUUGCGAUGCGAGAAGUGUAACAAAACCUUGACACCUGGUAGCCAUUCGGAACACGAGGGCAAACCUUACUGUAAUCAUCCGUGUUACUCUGCUCUGUUUGGUCCCGGAGGUUUUGGUCGAGGCGGCGCCGAGAGUUACAUUUACAAAAAGUGAAAAAACCAUGGGGGCUUCGUGGCGAUUUAAUACUUAUUGUUAAUUCAACCGCGUUACCUGUACCGUAGGAAAUAAAUUUAAUUGAUAAUAGGUAUCUAAGUUUGUCUAAGCGUCGAGUACAAUGUUUUUUGCAGGAAUUGUGAAACGUAUGGUUGCAAGAUAUGGAAUACUUGAGAUAAUUAAUUUUUUAUAUGGUUGUAUGUUGUAUAAUGUAUCUGUUUGCUAGUUAUAAAGUUGAAUAAAAAUUUCACUAUGCCAGUUUAAA